ACAUUCGUACUCAAGAUGGCGUCCGUGCUUCCCUUUAUUGAGCGUAUCGAUUGUUGGAGGGGGAGGGCGUUGGAGAACUCCGCGACGCCUGCUGGUCCUGGCUCCGACGACUUUGGUAGACGUCAUAUUGUGACUGGGGUUCGUAGUGAGCGGGUCAGAGGUUCGGGAUUGUUGAAUACAUUCGCCGGCAUUAUGCUGAUAAAUCUCGUCAAGGAUUCUGUGCUCCAGUGUUUCUGUCACACUUGUCGCGCACCGCUCCCUCCUGCUGCUCGUCGAGCUGCGCCUAUCAAGAAGGCGAAGACCAAGUCCCGGUCGAAGCAACCGAAGAAAGUGAAAUUCAUCACUACUGAAAUUAGGUGCCAAGAGAAAUCAAAGGGCGGUCUUGCAUACGAGGUGAUCUUGGCCGAGCCUGUAGCUGUGACCCCUCCCAAACGACCCAUCUCACCCAGCAGCAAGGUUUCAGUAGAGAACAUUGACGAAAAACUUAAAGCAGCUGAGGAGAGGAGAUUGUCCAUAGAAGCAAACAAAAUGGCACUUCUGGCUGCCAAGAUGUCAAAAAUUGAGGAGGCAUCAAAGAAGAAGGAUGAACAAGCAAACACAUUCAUCUUACAAACUCGAGAAGCUCUUGAACAAAAGAUGGAAACACACACUGAGAAACGGGAAGCACACCUGAGCGACCUGAAGGCUAAACUGAAGGACCAUUUGGAAAGUGUGGAGAAAAUAAGACUGUCAAUAGAACUACAGACAAAUGAAGUUAGGAAUGCAGUCGAGGAGAAGCUGAAAGUUGCCACCGCACAGCGAGAUGAAAAUAUCAAGAAAAUGUUAGAUAGGCUGAAGGAACAUGAGGAGCAGGCGCAGCGUGUUCGGACAGGAAUGCUUGAAAAGGUGAAGCAGCUGGAGUCUCAGAUUCAGAGCAAGCUGGAGCUGGCACAAACACGACGUGAACAGCUUGAGCAGGAGCAGCUUGAGAAGCUGCGGAAUCAUAACAAAGAAAAGCUCGCAGAGGUUCGGAAGACAAUUGAAAAUCACGCAAAGGAGAUUGAGGAGAAAGUUGGCAAGUGUCUACAGCAACGGCUGGAGACUGCUAGUCAGAACCGUGCGAAGGAGAUUGAAAAGAUGCGAGAGAACAUUCAGAAGCACGAACGCCGGGCUGAGAUGGUGCGACAGAAUAAGGAACGUCUGACCAGUCAGAAUGAUGAGCAGCAGACUGCUUCUUCUGGCUAGUUGGUCAUGAAUGGAAGUCACCGCUGCCCAGCCCCCUCAUCCCUUCCGAACAAGGAACAAUGCUUUCGUCAUUCAUCGAGCUGCUUUUUAUGAAAAUAAGAGUAUAAAAACCAACCAGGGAAAUUUAAUGGACACACCCUCUGAAUUUAACAAGUUCAAUUGUUAGUAUCUUCUUGUUCUUUCAGUGUUUUAAACUUGCCUCAAUUUUCUUGUGUGAUUGUUGAAAAUAUUAAGGUAGGCAGUGUAUACAAUUGGCUUAUGAAGAAUAACACAAAACUAUACCCAUGCUUUUCUUGUUAAAAAUUUUAAGCAGCAGCACCACAGACGAGAGGACGGUGGGAGCAAAAUUGCUGGUUGUGCGGUUUAAAAAUUCACUGCCUUUUUUCACCUUCUAGUAUUGUGUAAAUCAAAAGGGGCCAUUACAGAGCAUCAGACGAUGAAGCAGUUUUGUUACUUGAUGCUUUGUUUUGAGAUUUCAUAGCUUAAUGUUAAUAUGUCUGGCUUUUGGUGCAGUAUUGAUAUUGUAACUUGCAGUGAGCUGCCGUUAUUGCUGAUGUGAGGUUUGUUAUAUUAUUGCGACAUUUACAUUUGGUACUUUGUGGAGACAUGAAGCUCUGUUUGAGGCAAAGUAAGUUUGUAUUCUUGUACUAAAAUUAUUCAUUCUCAGGACUUUUUCCAUCAUCUGUUCUUUAAAACCAUGACGUUUCGGAGUCUGGUUCUGUCUCCAUCUUCAGGUGAGAGGUACCUACUUUGUUGGGCCCCUUUGAUAGAGCUAGUCUCUGUCUCUUUGGUCCAGUGACAGACUAGCUCUAAGGGAUCCAACAGAGUAGGUACCUCUCACCUGAAGAUGGAGACUGAACCGGGCUCUGAAACGUAGUGGUUUUAAAGAACAGUCGAUGGAAAAAGUCCUGACAAUGAAUAAUUUUAAGUGUAAACUACUGUCAUCAAAACCCUUUAGAAUUGAAUUCUUGUACUAAAUUAAAAGUUAUAACAAAUCAACAUACUUCAACAAGAUAAAUCUAGCUUCUGUGAUGGGUUUAUGCUAAACAACUGUUAAUGGUUAGCUGGAAUUUGUAGUUAGCUGGCAUGUUUUUGUCCUACCAAUAUUCAUGCCGUACUUAAGUUUGUAGUUAUAUUUGACUCUUGUAUUGUUUUUUGGAAUGGUUACACUGUUUUUUUGAUGGCACCUGCAAAAGAUUGUAUAGGCGCACAGAGCUGUUUUAAGUGCCAUUAUGAUUGUGGAAGGGCAUGUCUUUCCAGUAGUUCUAAGCUACCAGAGAACCUAGGCCUAAAUUCCAAAUCUUGCAGUUAGUAAUAAAUAAGAUAGGCUGAUUGUGUUCACAUCUUUCUAACCAUUCCAUAUUUUUCACUUAUUCCCUGUGUCCUCACUAAUCUUAACACUUCUUAAAAUUGCCCAUUUCCUAGUUGCCUUGGGAAUUACUGUCCCUUUGGACUGAGAUAGAGAUCAUUCUUGCAGAAUCUGUUUUGUGUAAUUUCUUCAAAUGUCUAUUUUUGCAUACUGUUUUGGAAUUUUGCCUGUUUUGACAUUUGGUUCAAUUGUUCUAUUUUGGUGAAUUGUGCUUAGUAUAGAAGUUGAACAAGCCUGAGCAUUAUAACUUGUAGUUUUAAUUAACAAAAUAAAGGUAGUUCAUACAUAAA
Messenger RNA from Zootermopsis nevadensis, 2883 nucleotides. RefSeq names its product stathmin (gene stai). NCBI's taxonomy places the organism in Eukaryota, Metazoa, Arthropoda, Insecta, Blattodea, Termopsidae. Gene Ontology annotation, molecular function: tubulin binding. Gene Ontology annotation, cellular component: neuron projection; cytoplasm. Gene Ontology annotation, biological process: neuron projection development; regulation of microtubule polymerization or depolymerization; microtubule depolymerization. The record is from RefSeq and is a predicted model, not a curated record.